CCACACCCCACCAAAGCAUGCCGAGACGACCACAACAGCCAUGACCACGCCCGAGAUAUCUCUGGGCACACGAGUCCAGGUCACCGCCGGCAUCGGCACCGUGCGGUGGACUGGCACCAACCCCGCCUUUGCCACUGGCAAUUGGGUCGGCAUCGAGCUCGACGGCAAGACGGGAAAGAACAAUGGCUCGGUGCAGGGCGAGUCGUACUUUGAGUGCGAGCCAGGCUACGGCGUCUUCGUGCGCAAGAGCACCGUCAAGCUAGCAGAGCCGGCAGCAGCGGCGCCGACCCCGAAGACGCCCCGCCCGUCGUCCACGACAAAAUUGACUUCAUCGCCGAGCGCGCCAGCGUCGCGCGUCGUAUCGUCGACGCCCAGCCGCGCGUCGACACCAGGCUCGAAGGCUACCCCGCGCCCGAGCUUGCCCGGCGCCACGCGGACCGUACCCCGCUCCUCGACGGCGACGACGACGACAACGCCGCCGAGGUCGGGUGCCGCGCCAGUAACGGCUGCCAGGCGCGCAACCCUCGCCGGACGGCCAGCGGCGCGCGUGAGCACCAUUGGUGCCACCUCGGCGCCGCAGCGCGCCUCGACAGCAUCGACGCCCAUCUCGGCCAGUCCGAUGCCACCGAGCUCGCUCCGCCCUUCCUCUGCGUCGCUGUCCGCCGCGUCGGCGUCUCGCGGCCCCACACCGUCCCGUGAACCAGGAAGCAUGCCCCCGCCAGCUGUUCCUGCACCCAGGGCGUCCAUGCUGCCUCCGCCGUCGCCGGCGCGGAGUGUCGCUCCCUCGCCGUCGAGGACGUCCACGCUCCCUCCCUCCUCCCCGGCGCGCAGCGUGGCUCCCUCACCGUCGAGGUCGGCCAUGCCCCCGCCUCCCGUGCCUGCUACACCUAAGCGCUCGUCCCGUGCCUCAUCGCUCGUGGGCGCCUCACCGCGUGGGUCCAUCGUGCCUCCUGCUUCGCCACGCUUGUCUACUAUCCCGCCCGUCUCGCCUUCGCCCCGCGUGCCCAAGGUCACGCCUAUAGUUCCACCGCCUCUGGAGACAACAGGACCAGUCGGUAUCGUGGCUGUUCAGACGCCGUCGUCACCCGCCGUUUCUGUCGCGUCUUUGAGGGCCGAGUCGCCGGCUUCGGCACUCGGUACCGAGACGGAGCGCGAUAAUGCGUCGCUCCGAACUGCCACCUCGCCUACUGCUUCAACAGUUACGCUUGGCCUUGGUGUUCCGUCCCCGCGCGUUGCUCGCGGCACUCACGGGCGGCAGCUCUCUACAUCAUCGAGUGCUGGUGCCCCCCCUGCACCCGACGUGGAAAUGGUUGCACUCAUCUCGUCGCAGAAGCGUGAGAUUGACGAUUUUAAGAUCAAGGUCAGGCUUCUGGAGUCUCGGCGAACAGAGGACCAGGAGCGGAUAAAGACUUUGGAGAAGAAGGCUACCGAUGCCGACCAGCUCCAGGCCAUUCGUGCCAAGUUGCAAACCAAAUUCCAGGAACAGCAGUCGGUCUUGGUGAACGCCCAGCGUGUGGCGCGGGAUCUGCAGUCUGACAAUGCCCGCCUCGAGUCCCGGGCUGCUGAGGCACUAGACCAGCUCGAGAUGGCUACCCUCGAUCGCGAGGUAGCGGAAGAGAAGGCCGAGGCUGCAGAGGCAGACAAUGAGCGCUUGGCAGAGCGGAUCGCCGAGUUGGAACUCGAGGUCGCCCUCGUCAAGGAGGAGAAUGCCGAGUAUGAGAAGCCCGUCCUUGGUCUCGAAGGUGAACGUUCAUCACUCGCCUACGUUCAGCUGGAGAAGCACAACGAGAGGCUCAAGGAAGCGCUCAUCAGGCUGCGUGACAUGACCUCCGAGUCGGAGAAGGAGCACCGCACCAAGAUUACAGACCUUGAGAAGGAGCUCAGCUCGCGCGAGGACGUCAACAGCCGCCUCGAGCUCGCCGAGUCCAAGCUCAGCAGCUCCGAGGCUCAGGUCGAGGAUCUCAAGCAGCAGCUGGACGACGCGUUGCACGCGGAAGAUCUUCUUGUUGAGCUCACGGAGCGCAACCUCCAGAUGUCGGAGCGCCUGGAGGAGAUGCGUGUCACCAUUGAAGAUCUCGAGGCGCUCAAGGAGCUCAAUGAUGAGCUGGAGGAAAACCACGUUGAGACAGAGAAGCAGCUCGACGAGGAGAUUGCUCUGUUGUCAUUGCAGCUCCGCGAGGAGCGCUCCAGAUCAGGUGAACUUGAGUCCAUCGUGGCCGAUAUGGAGACGACGAUCGGCCAGUUCCGCGAGCUUGUGGCGGGUCUCCAAAGUGAGAUUGACGGUCUGCGUGUCCAGCAAGCAACGCAGGAGCACCAGUCCGCAACUGCCAGCAAGGAGUCGCAAGCCCUCCUUAACCUCAACCUCAAGCUGCAGUCCUCGGCGGCCAAGACCCAGGUCAAGACGCUCGACGUCGAGCUCAAGAAGCUGGAAGCUGCGCAGCUGGCAGACCACUUGAACAUUGUGCAAGCGUACCUACCAGACCCCUACCUCGAGAGCGAAGUGGACUCGACGACCGCGCUGCUGUUCUUCAACCGUGUGGCCGCCAAGAUCGACAUGCUCGCCAACGCCGUCUCGCAGAUGCAUGGGCUCCCCGCUGCCCUCCAGGAUGUCCAUUCAGAGCGUCUUGUGGGUGUCUGUGAGCUGCGUGGCAAGCUGCGCCAGUUCGCGACCCUCAACCGUCGUUUCGCGGCGGUCAUGCGCCGCACCGACCCCGAGGAUUAUGUGUCGUUUGGCCGAGUCGUUCCCGAGGUCGCCGGCGUUGAGGGCAAGGUCGAUGCCUGGAUUGGGCUGGUCAAGUCUGAAGAGUUCAACGAAGGUGACUGCGUGAGAGAACUGGACAGCUUGCUAUCGCAGUUCAACCACCUCGCCGAGGUCGUCUUCCAGAGACCAGGGCUCGAUGCGUGCGAGCACCAGCUGUCGCUGGCGUACACGUUUGAGGACGACCUAGACAACUUUGCGGCGGCGGUCGGUUAUGUGCGCCAUGCGAUCCAGUCCUUCAUCAGCGAAGAUGGUAAGAUGGAGUUCGUUGCAAGGAACGCUGACGUUUCAGACGUUGAAGUGGAUCUUGGAGACUCGACUUUGGAGGAGGCCGUGUACCAGCCAGUGCAGGACGUUCUUGACCAGGUCCGCUCGGUCAAGGUGUCUGCCGGCAAGCUCUCGGCGGUACUGGAGGAGGCAGUCCGCGCACAAGUGGCCCUUCUGCCCGAGUACACCGUGUCGCUGAGCGAGCUGGUCACGUCCAUCUCCAACGCCGUCGACAUCGCCUUGCGGCUGGCUCAGCGUAUCGCGACGCACAUCGGGUCGCUGCGUUCCUCCAAAGGGCAGCUGCGCCUUGCUGAUAUCCAAACCUUUCUCACCGAGGUCACUGCGCCAGUCGGAGCGGCCGAGCUCGCCCCGUGGGACAUUAUCGGCCACUUCAUCACUCGCCUCGUCAUGGACCUCGACAAUGCCCUGCCCAAGUUCCGCAAUGCAGCCAAGUCGGGCCAGACUAUUGACCUCGAAACACCUGCCCCAUGGCUUGCUCGUGUCGUCGCUAUCAAGGAGGCUGCGCAGUACAAUGCCGAAGCCGAGCGAAAGGUGUCACGCCUGUCCGAGGAGCUCAAGGACAUGUUGCGCGAGGUCAAGAUCCGCGAUCAGACCCUGCAAGAAUCUGGCGUCAAGGUCGAGACUCUUGAGCGGCGUCUGGAAGCGUCGCGCAAGCAGGCCGACAUGAUCCUCGAGCUCGAAAACGACAUUGCCAAGGCCAAGAAGCAGGAGAAGGUGUACGAAGACGCGAUUGAGGCGCUGCAGGCAGAGCAGGACUCGCUCGAAGCGGAGAAUGCGCGGCUGCGGAAGAAUGGUGGCGGUGAUGGCACCGCUGCACCGGGCGACGCUCUCGUCGGCGUCAGCGUCAGCGGGGUCGAGGCCGGCCACCUGGUCGACCAGAUCGAGAACCUCAAGAGUGCCCUCCGCUUCCUACGGGCGGAGAACUCCCUGCUCAAGUCCAAAGAUUUGUUCAACGACAUUGCAUCGCUGUCGCCUCUCCGCACGGCCUCGCUGGAGCCGGUUCCCAAGCUCAUCAAGAGCACCGAGAGCGACAGCGAGGACGACGCGGACCUGCCCGUCACGCCGCGCGCCCACACGGGUGUCACGCGUCCCGACGCGCGCUUGGCACUCGACACCGAGUCCAAGAAGCUGCUGAAGGAAGUCGCCAGCUUCACCGCCGUGCCACGCAUCGUCGACAUCUCGGGGCUUGGCGCCAACGGCCCAGCGUGGCGCAGCCGCCGGAACUCGCCCCAGGCGCAACUACGCCGCUUCGCGGCAGACCGGCACGCCCUCGAGCGCAAGGUCGAGAGCCUGGCGGACCGGGUGGCCGCUCUGCGACGCCUGUGA
Vanrija pseudolonga is the source of this 4372-nucleotide messenger RNA. It is a transcript of the gene ro-3, whose product is annotated as Dynactin, isoform. Bases 41 to 4372 code for a protein of 1443 amino acids. The record is from RefSeq and is a predicted model, not a curated record. Gene Ontology annotation, biological process: establishment of mitotic spindle orientation; cytoplasmic microtubule organization; nuclear migration involved in conjugation with cellular fusion. Lineage: Eukaryota; Fungi; Basidiomycota; Tremellomycetes; Trichosporonales; Trichosporonaceae. The transcript is spliced from 7 exons. Gene Ontology annotation, molecular function: microtubule plus-end binding. Gene Ontology annotation, cellular component: spindle pole body; microtubule associated complex; cytoplasm.